Messenger RNA from Blepharisma stoltei, 3946 nucleotides. Lineage: Eukaryota; Ciliophora; Heterotrichea; Heterotrichida; Blepharismidae. The record is from the annotation of a GenBank genome assembly.
AUGGGAAACUGUUUAAGUUCUCAUCAAAACUCAAAUGAAAAUCAGCAAAAACCGAAUCCUUCAAAAAAGCAGAGCGAGCUACCAUUACAUUACAUUACAUUAGAAUUUAUAUCGCUUAACGUCCACUACGGGGUUACAACUCCAGGUUUAUCACUCGCCUUUCGUCGCAUCGGGCCCACCAGUCUGCUGGAGACAAACUCGCUUCGAUCACCAAGGUGCUUCUGGGGCAAAUGUCCACGUCUUCGACGGCUCAUGGAUGAGCUACUUGCUUGUACAUGGGUUGCUUUUCCGAAAAACCCAAAAAAUGGAUUUUUCUGGUCGGCUAUCGGCAAAAAAGGAAAAAUGCAAAGCCUGGGACGUAACGCCCAGUUUCACGCUAGGGAGUUGCCCGAAUGGUCCAGAGGACUUUGCUGGGCUUCCCCUUUCCAAACCUUGCACCCUCCUUCCCCACGAGGAAAAAUCCACCUCUGAGAAUAGACUAGGGCUAGGCUCUGAAAGCUACCAGAAUUGCUUACCUAGCAUUGCUGUCCAUCUCUGAAAUGGUAAAACCUUGCCGGAUAUAAUUAAAAUAUGAGUCGAGGCUGCAUGGCCGGGAGGCCAUGCCCAGACGAAGACGCCAUAUUUUAAUUAUGCAGAGCGAGCUACCAAGGUCAACAUAUGCAGAUGAGGUAAAGUCGGAAUGCGAUUUAAGAGACUCCUUUAAUAGAAGAAGUACCAAGAAAAAAGCGAUUAAAAUUACGUUUAGGGAUCAGGCUGAGACGGGACAAGAUGCACCAAAUGCAGUUAUUUCUGAUCGUGUUAAGACUGAAAAAGAUAAUGAAUGCAUAUUGGAAGCGCUAGGAAAACAUUUUGUAUUUAAAGGAUUGAGAAAAGAGCUUCAUCAAGCUAUAGUCUCCCAUAUGAAUUAUUAUGAGUUAGGACCUGCAGAGGUGAUUUUUGAACAAAAUCAGUCAGGAAAUAACUUUUUUGUAGUUGAAAGUGGUGAUUUAGAGGUCAUCAUCAAUGGUAACAGGGUCAAAGUUCUCCAUCCAGGGGACAGCUUUGGAGAAUUAGCAUUAUUGCAUGAUUCUGCUCGAAGCGCAACUGUAAAAUCCAUCACAAAAACUGGCUUAUGAGGACUAGCAAGAAGUACUUUUCGAAAAGCCCUUGAAAAAAUUAAUGCAACUUAUUAUGAAGAAAAUAAAAAUUUUGUUAAUACUGUGCCAUUAUUCAAUAUCCUAACCCCAAAACAAAAAGAAACACUAGUUUUUGCGUUGUCAAGCUUUAAGUUUGCAGAUCGAGAAAACAUUGUUAAUGAAGGAGAUCCAGGAGAUUUAUUAUAUAUAAUAAAAGAAGGGUUCGUUAUAUGCACACAAAAAGGCGUUGAAAUAAGGCGCAUGAAUGCAGGCGAGUAUUUUGGAGAUCAAGCUUUAUUAUAUGGAAGCGCAAGAACAGCGACAAUCACCGCAAAUGGCAACGUCACUUGUAUCGCAAUUGGGAGAGAAAAAUUAAUUCGGGUGCUUGGGAAUAACCUGCAUCAAAUUAUUUAUAAAAAUUCCCAAAAAAUUGCUAUUGAUAAAAGCAAAAGUUUAAGUCAGCUGACAACGGAGCAGACAAACUCAUUGAUUGCUGCAAUGGAAAUAAAAACUUUUGAAGCAGGCAUAAGAGUAGUUAGCAGAGGCUCAGUAAAAGGCAGACAACUGGUCAUUGUGCUAAAAGGAAAACUAAAAUAUUCAGAUACCAGCAUUGAAAAAUUUCAGUGCUUAGGCGACGAAGAAAUAACUAAUGAAACGACAGAGAGCUAUGAACAUGAUGUUUUUGCAGACGAAGACACUGAUUGCGCUGUCAUUUCGAAAGAAAAGUUCCAAAAUUGCAUUGGAGGGAGAUAUGCAAAUGCGACAGCAAAUAACGAAGCUUUGAAAGUAAUGAAAAAAAUCCAGUUGUUGAGAGGGUUGAGCAAUGAAAGAUUACAAGCUUUAUGCCGCGUCUUAUAUGUUCAGGAGUAUGAAGAUGGAUUUGAAAUUGUCCAGCAAAAUAGCCCAGGAGAUUCAUUUUUUAUUGUGAAGUCGGGAAAAGUGGAAGUUUACAAAGAUGGACAAAUGAUAAGGACAAUUAAAAAGCUGGAUUAUUUUGGCGAAAGGUCAUUGAUGUUUGAUAAAUUCAGAUCUGCAACUGUCAAAUCUAAAGGACAUUCUUCAUGUUGGAUAUUAAGGAAAUCUGAUUUUUUGAGCACUAUUGAUGAAUCAAUGAGGGCAAGAUUGUUAAAAAGAAUAUUUUUGCAAGACGAUAAAAUAGGAAUUGAUGAGCUUGUGCCUGUCAAAGUUCUUGGGCGUGGCAUGUUUGGUGUAGUUUUACUAACUACUCAUAGGACUAAAGGAUCCUUGUAUGCACUUAAAGCUGUAAAAAGAACAAAAAUUGAGGAAUACCAGCUCCAAGCUAUGAUGCUCCAAGAAAGAAAUAUUCUCAUGGAAAUUGACCAUACACUCAUUUUAAAGCUAGUCAGGACUUUUAAAGACUCCAAGAGGUUAUACUUUUUAUUUGAAUACGUAAGAGGCUUAGACUUAUUUGAUGUUCUCAGAGAACUUGGACUUGUUAAAGAGCCAGAUGCAUUAUUUUAUACUUCUUGCCUUCUCUGCAUCCUCGAGCAUCUUCAUGAAAGAGAUAUAAUAUAUCGUGACUUGAAGCCUGAAAAUGUAAUGAUUGAUGAUGAAGGGUAUCCAAAAUUAAUUGACUUUGGGACAGCCAAAAUUGUUUCAGGAAGAACGUAUACCAUUUUAGGGACUCCGCAUUAUAUGGCACCUGAAAUUAUUAUUGGAAAAGGAUAUGGGAUUGCUGUGGACUAUUGGAGCUUAGGAAUAAUGCUCUAUGAAUUUAUAUGUGGCUGUGUUCCUUUUGGAAAUGAUGAAGAAGAGCCUUAUGAAAUUUACGAAAAAAUUCUUGAAAGAAGAAUUUUAUUUCCACCGUGGCUCAAUAAAAAUGUAGGCGUGAGGUCUGUUAUUGAACAGCUUUUAAGCAAAAAUCCAGCCAUGAGGCAUGGAGGAAGCAUUGAAAACUUAAAAGCUAAUGCUUGGCUUGCAUCGAUUGAUUGGGAAAAGCUAUUGGACAAACUACUACCAACUCCUUAUAUCCCAGAACUUCCAGAUUUAGAUAAAGAAAUUGAAAAAGCAAUUAAAAAUCCGAAAACUAUAGAAAAUAUUCUACAUUCAUUAUUCCCUAUAGAAAUAAAAUGGUGAUGCCGACGGGGGUUGAAUCCGACACGCUCCCUAUGGAGCAGGCAGAAUCCCUCCCAACGAAGCUGAAAAUAGUGCCUCUAUCUCUUUUUGAAGUAGGCCUUCGGAUUUGGGGAUGCUGCCUAAGAGGAAGGUUUGUUUUUCUCCCAAAAAAUUUCCCUGUCCCUGCCAGAUGGGCUAUACAGGUUUUGUCUCCCUUAUAGGGACUAUCGGGGCAUCUGCAAGAGGUAGCUCUGCUUAGGGGUUUAAUACUAGGUAGGUGGGGUUUACUCCAGAUAUAGAAAUUUCCCAUAGAUGGCGCUGUUUGCACUUGAUUUGCCCAUGAAAAAAAUUUUUUUGGUUUGACCAAACCAUAUGGGACUGGUCGAACCAAAAAAUUUCCCCAGUGGACAAAUCAAGGGCAAACAGCGCCAUCUAUGGGAAAUUUCUAUAGGCAGACUAGGGUCUAUCCGCUUAUGGCUUUAUAAUUUUAGCUUUAACUUUAACUUUACUCCCUAUAAGCAAGCAAAAUUUUGCCUGCUCAAAGAGGGGUUAAUUUUUUUUGGCUUAUAUUUUAUAUUAAAUUUUUGUUUUCAAAAUUUAAUAAAAUGCAUAAGGGAUCAUUAUAAUGGCUAUUACUCAUAUUUUAAUUCCAAAUUUCGCUUGCUUAAGAAGGGGGAUUAGAGGAAGAAGAAGAUGCCCAUUCCUCCAGAAAGCAGAAUAACAAUGAUCCUGAAACAUGGGAUGCUGCAUUUUAA